This is a messenger RNA of Cuscuta epithymum, 4265 nucleotides long. The record is from the annotation of a GenBank genome assembly. NCBI's taxonomy places the organism in Eukaryota, Viridiplantae, Streptophyta, Magnoliopsida, Solanales, Convolvulaceae.
AAUAAACUGACCAUAGCCCUCAAGAAAUUUGAGGAUUUCAAAAUGCUGUCAACUGAAUCUAUCCAUGAGAUGGAAUCCAGAUUCCUGAAGAUUGUGGCAGAGGUCUCUGACCUUGGGAAAGAACUAUCUCAAAAGGAGAUUUCCCUCAAAAUCUUGAGAGGCCUGCCAUCAAAAUGGGACAUGAAGGUAACUGCUAUGAGAGAUAGCAGAGAUCUCAGAACUCUGUCAACCGACAAACUCUUUAGUGAUCUCAAGGCCUAUGAAUUUGAAAUGAAGGAGAUCAAAGAAGAGAAGGAAGAUGAAUACAAGACACUAGCUCUAGUAUCUGAGCCAAGCACUUCAAAAUCUGCUGAAAAAUCCCUCAAUAAUCUCCUCACUGACGAGCAGUUUGCUAUGUUUGUGAGGAAAUUUAAAAGAUUCAUGAAGAAGGAGGGAACUGCUCCAAAGAAAGCAUACAACCUGCCACCUAGAAGACAAGGGAGACCUCAAUCCAGUGAGGAAACUGUUCUAUGCUACAACUGUAGACAGCCAGGACAUUACAAAAAUGAAUGCCCUCUGCCCUUAGCCCAGAAGUAUCAAGGGCAGCAGGCGACUGGUCUCAAAGCUAGUUACAAGAGGGACUUCAAAAGCAAAAGACAAGCUUUUGUAAGUGAAAAGAAAAAGGAGGAACCCCAAUCUGAAGAUGAAAGCAGCUCAAGCAAUGAAAGCUCUUCAUCUGAAAGCUCAGAGGAAGCACUUCUAUGCCUGGGAUCCUGGCAGGUGGCUGAAAAAGGCGGCAGCUGGCUCACUGAAGAAAGCAGCAGAUGGCUCAGUGAAGAUGAUGAAUACAGGUCCCCUAAAUGCCUAAUGGCCAAAGACCACUACAAUGAUGUUGAGGUAACAUCCUGCUCUUCUUAUAGCUCUAGUGAUUCUGGACCAACCAAUAUUACACUGGAAUCUUUAUUACAAGAUUUCCAAAAAGUCCAAAAUCACCAUGUUCUCUUAAGAUCAGAAAAUGAUAGAUUAAAACAAGACAUUAAGGUUGUUCACACAAGAUUGCUAGAUGCCUUAACCAAAAACAAUGUCUUAGAAGAAGAGAACAAAGAGCUGAAAGACAAAAUGAAUAACUUCAGCAUGGAUAGUAAAACCAGUGACUCAACUACUGAAGUUGUUUUAAAUAAGAAGAGAAGAGGCCUCGGAUAUGUAUCCUGUAACACUUGAGAUUUAAUAUAAACGGAUUAAUAGUACUACUCAUACCAACAGAGGUGCAUCUCCUUUUAAGGGAGCUCAUCACCCAAGAACUCCAAAGUUAAGCGUGCUUGCACGGGAGUAGUCUUGGGAUGGGUGACCCCCUGGGAAGUUUCUCAGGGCGCGCACGAGUGAGGACAAAGUGCGUGGUAAAGGCUCGUGGUGGUUUGUGGGGACAGUACUAUUGGUCCGGAGUAACUACCUCGGGCCCUGCGGGGCCGGGGUGUUACAGGUGGUAUCAGAGCAACCCUGCGACCGUGUGCUGACCCGUUAGAUAUCGGGCGGGCACUUAGCAGGACAAGAAUCUCUGGGAUUGAAUGAGAAUUGAGAUUUGUUUAUGGGCGCAACGAGGACGUUGCGUACCUAAGUGGGGGUGAUUGUAACACUUGAGAUUUAAUAUAAACGGAUUAAUAGUACUACUCAUACCAACAGAGGUGCAUCUCCUUUUAAGGGAGCUCAUCACCCAAGAACUCCAAAGUUAAGCGUGCUUGCACGGGAGUAGUCUUGGGAUGGGUGACCCCCUGGGAAGUUUCUCAGGGCGCGCACGAGUGAGGACAAAGUGCGUGGUAAAGGCUCGUGGUGGUUUGUGGGGACAGUACUAUUGGUCUGAAGUAGCUACCCCGGGCCCUACGGGGCGGGGUGUUACAUAUCCCCCACCAGACUCACUCAAAACUCACCCUCCACAAGCCACCAACAAAAUACAAGAAAGCUAAUCUACCAAAAAUCCCAUUCUCAGAAUGUUCCCAUAAGAAGGAACCUGCCUGCUCCCAAAUCAAAAUCCAAUCUCCUGUAUAGACAAAAACUUCCCAACCAUCAAAACCCAAGAACCCGUUGGCAAUCAACCAAUAAGACCAACCACAGUCAAAACACUAAGCAGUCUCCUCCAAAAGUCAAUAAUCCAUUUUCCACUUCAAGAAGAAAAAGGAUUAACAAUUACGUAGCCAUCCCCCAUGAUUAUAAUACUUCAAAUGGCUAUAGACCAAUCUGCUUAGAACUAAAUGGUUCUAGAUGGGCAUGGAUGCCCAAACUUGUACAAAGGAAGUUGCCCACUAACUUGUGGGCUACUGCUCAACAAUGAUGAAUACAGGAAGGUGCUGGAGCAGUUGACUCACAAACAUGGUACAUAGAUUCAGGCUGCUCCAGGCACAUGACAGGCAGCAGGCGGCUCCUGUCAAACUAUAUGGCAAGCGAAGGACCCAAAGUUACUUUUGGGAAUGUGGAAAAACAAGGAGAAACCAAAGGAGUUGGAGACCUAUCCAUCAAUGAACUUACAAUCCAAAACAUAUCUUAUGUUAAAGGAUUAAAGUUCAAUCUCAUAAGCACAAGCCAGCUCUGUGACAAUGGCUAUAAUGUUACAUUCUCCAAAGACAUCUGCUUGAUUAGAGAUGUCAAAAAUGACAAAACUGUGCUCACUGGUAGAAGGAAGAAGGACAUGUACAUUGUUGAUUGGAGCUCAGCUAAGGAAGGGAUCUGCUUGGUGACAAAGGCAGAUUCAAAUUUGAGUUGGGAAUGGCACAACAAAUUAAGCCAUCUCAACUUCAAAACAAUCAACAAAUUGUCCAGAAAAGGAUUGGUGAAAGGACUUCCUGAAAUCAACUUCAAAAAGGACCACCUCUGUGAUGCUUGUCAAAAAGGAAAACAAACCAAGGUAUCAUUCAAAUCAAAGGAAGUGGAAUCAUCAACCAGGCCCUUAAGCCUACUACAUCUUGACUUGUUUGGACCAGUAGAACCAACGAGCUUAAGUGGUAGAAGGUACACUCUAGUUGUGGUUGAUGAUUACUCAAGAUACACCUGGACCAUAUUCCUAAAGAAGAAGAAUGAGACAGAAAAGAAGCUCCCUGAAUUAAUGAGACUAAUUCAAAAUGAGAAAAGCCUCUCAAUUCAAAAGAUCCGGUCAGAUAGAGGUACUGAAUUUAUUAAUUAUAUAAUAAUUCAGUACUGUGAGGAAAAUGGAAUUCAUCACCAAACCUCAGCAGCAAGAACACCUCAACAAAAUGGUGUUGCUGAAAGAAGGAAUAGAACUCUCAAAGAAGCCGGAAGGACAGUCUUAGAAGCAGCUGGUUUACCCAAAAGAUUUUGGGCAGAAGCCAUCAACACUACUUGCUACACACAGAAUAGAAGUCUCAUUCAUAAGACUUACAAAAAGACUCCAUAUGAACUAUGGAAAGAAAGAAAGCCUAAUGUCAGUCAUUUCCAUGUGUUUGGAUCCAAAUGCUUCAUUCUAAACAAUGGAAAAGACUAUCUCAAGCCAUUUGAUCCCAAAUCUGAUGAAGGGAUCUUCCUGGGCUACUCAGCAACAAGCAAGGCAUUCCGGAUCCUCAACAAAAGAACUCUUGUGGUAGAAGAAUCAAUCCAUGUGGUUUUUGAAAAGCACCCCACUGCUCAAUCAAAAGAAGAAGGUGAGUCAUCUAACUCAAAAAGGGACACUGGAAAGGCUCCGAGCUGCCUUCCAGAAAAUGAUAAAGAAAAGAUAGCUGAAUCUAAUGUCAGUCCACGGCCAGCAGUUGACUCAACUGUCAGCUCACUGCCAGCAGGUGACUCACCCACAAACAUCCCUCCAGACCCUCAUAAAAUUCAUAAUCACCCUACUCUACCAGAAGAUAGUGACGAAGAAGAAGAAGAGGAUGACCAACAAAUCCAAACCAACAUCAAUCAGACAUCUGACAUUAGAUGGCUGAAUCAACAUCCACCACAACAGAUUAUUGGAAACAUCCAUGAAGGGGUUCGUACUAGAUCAGCAAUUCAAAAAGAGGCACUAUUCUCAUGCUUCAUCUCACAAAUUGAACCCAAGAAAAUUGAAGAAGCCCUACUGGACUCUGACUGGAUACAAGCCAUGCAAGAAGAACUCAACCAGUUUGAAAGAAAUAAUGUAUGGGAGCUUGUAUCCAGACCCUAUCAUCAACAUGUGAUAGGAACUAAAUGGGUGUUCAGAAACAAAAUGGAUGAGGAAGGCACCAUUGUCAAGAACAAGGCAAGACUGGUAGCCAAAGGCUACUGCCAGGAAGAAGGUAUAGAUUUUGAUGAAACCUUUGCUCCUG